GCGGGGCGCUCCGGGCAGGGGCAGAGCUGGCGGCGGCACAGAGCUCGCAGUGCGGCCCGCGCUUCCCAGCGUCCGUGCCCGGCCGCCUGUGCCCGCCGUGCCAUGGCCGCGGCCGCCCUCGCGCCCCGUCCGCUGGCCCUGCUCCUGCUGCCGCUGCUGCUGCUGCUGCGCGCCGGCCCGGUGCGCGCUGACAGUAAGGUGUUCGGGGACAUGGACCAGGUGCGGAUGACCUCCGAGGGCUCCGACUGCCGUUGCAAGUGCAUCAUGCGGCCGCUGAGCAAGGACGCCUGCAGCCGGGUGCGCAGCGGGCAGGCGCGGGUGGAGGACUUCUACACGGUGGAGACGGUGAGCUCGGGGGCCGACUGCCGCUGCUCCUGCACCGCGCCGCCCUCCUCGCUCAACCCCUGCGAGAACGAGUGGAAGAUGGAGAAACUCAAAAAGCAGGCGCCUGAGCUCCUCAAGCUGCAGUCCAUGGUGGAUCUCCUGGAGGGCACCCUGUUCAGCAUGGACCUGAUGAAAGUGCACGCCUACGUCCACAAGGUGGCCUCCCAGAUGAACACGCUGGAAGAGAGCAUCAAGGCCAACCUGAGCCGGGAGAACGAGGUAGUGAAGGAGAGCAUGCGCCACCUCAGUGAGCAGCUGAGGCACUACGAGAACCAGUCGGCCAUCAUGAUGAGCAUCAAGAAGGAGCUGUCUAGUCUGGGCCUCCAGCUGCUGCAGAAGGAUGCGGCUGCCCCUGCCGCCGCCCCAGCCACUGGCCCUGGCAGCAAGGCUCAGGACACAGCUGGAGGGAAAGGCAAGGCCACCAACAAAUAUGGCAUCGUGCAGAAGAGCUUCGUAGACAGGGGCCUCCCGAAACCUAAGGAGAAGCUGCUGAAGGUGGAGAAGCUGAGGAAGGACAGCAGCAAGAGCAGAGUCCCCCAGCCCACAGCAAGGCCCCGGGCCCUGGCCCAGCAGCAGGCUGUGAUCCGGGGUUUCACCUACUACAAGGCAGGCGGGCAGGAGGUGACUGAGGCGGUGGCUGACAACGCCCUCAAGGGCACUUCCUGGCUGGAGCAAGUGCCACCCAAGGUGGAGGGCAGGCCACCCGAGCCCAACUCUGCGGAGCAGGAUGAGGCUGGGCCCAGGUCCUCAGAGGGAGAGGCCUUGGCCCCCAGCACCACCUCAGACCCUUCCACCACCACUGCCACCACCACCCCGACUCCCACCACCAGUCCCCUGCCCACCGAGCCACCUUCACGCCCAGAAGGCCCAAGCCCAGGCAGGGAGGCGAGCUGCGAGGGCACCCUCCGGGCCGUGGACCCCCCUGUGAGGCACCACAGCUACGGACGCCACGAGGGGGCCUGGAUGAAGGACCCUGCUGCCCGGGACGACAGGAUCUAUGUCACCAACUACUACUAUGGAAACAGCCUGGUGGAGUUCCGCAACCUGGAAAACUUCAAGCAAGGCCGCUGGAGCAACAUGUACAAGCUGCCGUACAACUGGAUCGGCACGGGCCACGUGGUGUACCAGGGCGCCUUCUACUACAACCGCGCCUUCACCAAGAACAUCAUCAAGUACGACCUGCGGCAGCGCUUCGUGGCCUCCUGGGCACUGCUGCCCGACGUGGUGUACGAGGACACCACACCCUGGAAGUGGCGCGGUCACUCGGACAUCGACUUUGCAGUGGACGAGAGCGGCCUGUGGGUCAUCUACCCUGCCGUGGACGACCGCGACGAGGCCCAGCCCGAGGUGAUCGUGCUGAGCCGCCUGGACCCGGGCGACCUCUCCACGCAGCGGGAGACCACGUGGAAGACACGGCUGCGGCGGAACUCCUACGGGAACUGCUUCCUGGUGUGCGGCAUCCUGUACGCCGUGGACACGUACAACCAGCGCGAAGGCCAGGUGGCCUACGCCUUCGACACGCACACGGGCACUGACGCUCGGCCCCAGCUGCCCUUCCUCAACGAGCACGCCUACACCACCCAGAUCGACUACAACCCCAAGGAGCGGGUGCUCUACGCCUGGGACAACGGCCACCAGCUCACCUACACCCUCCACUUCGUGGUCUGAGCAGGGACCUUGCUCACGGGAGGGGCAGCAGUGGGGAAGGGGCUCCCCACGGCAACUCCUGCAGCCCACCCAGCCGGCGAAUAUUUACAGGGGCCAGCCCAGGCUCGGGCUAGGCACGAGGUGGUGACCAGGAUCGAGCUUCCACCCGCAGAGCACUGUGCCCAGCGCUGUACAGGCACUUAGGACCCAUUUCAUUCUCCCAGCACUGCCCUUGGAGAGACAGGCCGUGACGCCCAUUCAACAGAUGAGGAAUGGAGGCUCAGAGAGGCAGCGUUACUGGCCUAAUGCCUCAGCUGGGCUCCUGCGGGACGAGCAGACAUCUCCACGCUCUCCCCCUUCCAGCCCUCUCCCCAGUGUUCCCUCAGCUCUGUCUCCCCUCCCAGGGCCACUCCAGACCAGAGGCCUCUGGGGCCAGUGCGCUAGUGUUGUGUGGAGGCGGCUCUGCCUGCCACCCAGGCCCCUGUCUGGCUCACCUAUUGGUGGCCCUGGGUUUGGGGCCCCUUGGCUAAUGUCCCUGCUUCUUGCCUUUGGCCAGCGCCCCUAUCCCACCGCACCCGCCAUCCUGCCGCAUUCCGAACCUCCACCGUCACCUAGCCACUGAGCAGAAACCACACCCGGAGAGAAAAUCCUGGCCCCUGUUCCAAGGCCCCCUCCCUUCUGUCCUCAUUUUCAUUCUUUCUUAUUCUUCGUCAGUGCCGUCAUCGGUUUCUGCAGCAGCGGCUGAGAAGGCGCAGGCAGCCGUCUGCCAGCAGCAGCUCCACCAGGGAGGGGAGCUGAGCGGAGCCUCCCUCUCCACCCAGAAGCACUGGCAUUGGCCACACACACAAGCCUUGGGUCCCCUUGUUCCCUCCCAAAGCCUUUGGGCCUGGGGUCCACCUUGUCCUCUCUCUCUGGGCCUUCAAACCCAUGGCCUACACACACUCAGGGAUACCUCCAGGUCUGCCAUGAACAAGACCCCAGGCCGAGGCUGAGGUGGUACCAGGAUGGAGCAGGUUCCCUCUUCCUUGUUAGUCCUGACCUGGUCUUUUGGGGAGCUGGCUCAGCUGUCUGGAGGGCUGGGGAAGACAGGGGGUCUGAACAGUCAGGUCUAGGGAAGCAUUGGGCCUUCUGGUUGCAGGCAAGAGCCAGAGAGUGGAAGCAGGAAGGGGAGGACUGGGGUCUAGGAAUAGGCUUUUCCUGGCUUCAGAGAUGUCGGGGCAGCCCAGGACCUGGGGGAGAGGAUCGCAGGUGGGCCACCUCACCUGGGCUGCUGAUAGCUCCCCAGAGCCUCAGACCCAGGCAGUUCGGAGGACAAGAUCCUCCAGCCUGCCCCUGAGCUGCUUUCUGUGGUAUUUUUAGAGCUGGAAAGAAGUUCUCUAGCCCACUUCCUGUUCCACCAAAGGGAAGAUAGACCCAGAAAGGUUUAUAGGGCAGCCCAGAGUCACACUGGGAACCGGCACAGCUGAUCUCCUUCCGGAGGGUUUUGUCUGUAUCCCUCAUUCUCCCAGCGUGGGAAGGCAGUGCACUACCUGGCACCCAAACCAUCCCUACACUUGAGAAGGGCAUUUACUGCUGAUCCCUACACAGCCCUGCACCCUGCUGCCCUCCUCCUGCCCUCACGCCAGCUCCCGGGAUAGCUGUAUAUUUGAAUACCCAGUUGCCAUGUUAGGAAAUCCAGCUGCACAGACAAGGGUAUGAGGAAAUGCAUUCUGUGCAGAACACAUUUCUUUCAGGCAUUGUCAGGUGAUGUUGUUUUGUCAAAGCUAUAACUCACCCCUGAAAUAAAGGGGAAUGGCGACACCCAGGCCUGACUCAUAGUGGUGGACGCGUCCAGCCUCCCCCAGCCGCCGAGCGCCACGGGCUCCACGGCAGGCCCGUCAGGGGGCCGCGAGGCCUGGCGUUUCCCUCGGCCCUGGGUGUGGGUUUUACGAGAUCGUGUCUUUCAUGAUAUCAUAGCCCAACCAUGUGAGAAGAAAGAGAAGGCCCCUUUUCUUCCCUAGUUGGAGAAAAAGGAAAGCUACAAUGGGCUGAUUUUUAAAAACUAAAGGACAAGCAGCACUGCAUUCUGGGGGAUGAUGCUGGCCAAGGCCCCUAAACAUUCACCAGGCCUCGUCUGUUUUCAGGCUCUUGUACAUGGGUAAUGUGGUAGGUACAGUUAUUUUCCUCAUUUUUAUGUAUGGUCACAUUGGAGCCCAGAACAGUUAAGUCACUUCUCUCAGCAGCAGUUCAGUGGUGAGCCAGGUUUCAAAAUCAGGUAAUAAAACCAUCAGCAUUAACUGAGCACCGACAGUGUGCUAAGCACGUCCCACAUAUAUCUUCUUGUAUCUUCACAACAAUGGAAGGUAUGUGUCCUGAAUGUGCCCAUUUUACAGAUGAGGACACUGAGGGAAAGGGACUCACACAGCAGCUCAGUGUGUGGCAGGGUUGGGGUUCUAGGGCUGGUCGAUGCAUGUUCUUUGCCAACUGCCUGCCUCUCAGUGGCAGCUCUAGACUUGGUGGCCACUGCUUUUAUGCAUUGUGGCCAGGCCACAAACUAUCCACAUAGAAGCCCCAAGAAGGCUUGGGGCCAGCUUGUAUAAAGCCUAAAUGCCAUGCCUAGGAGUGGCCACCUCCAGUCAUUUUUAAAACAAAGUUGAGUAUAAA
This is a messenger RNA of Microcebus murinus (gray mouse lemur), 4674 nucleotides long. It is a transcript of the gene OLFML2A, whose product is annotated as olfactomedin like 2A. Lineage: Eukaryota; Metazoa; Chordata; Mammalia; Primates; Cheirogaleidae. The record is from RefSeq and is a predicted model, not a curated record. Gene Ontology annotation, biological process: signal transduction.